This is a messenger RNA of Anneissia japonica, 3274 nucleotides long. RefSeq names its product tyrosine-protein phosphatase non-receptor type 5-like. NCBI's taxonomy places the organism in Eukaryota, Metazoa, Echinodermata, Crinoidea, Comatulida, Comatulidae. Gene Ontology annotation, molecular function: protein tyrosine phosphatase activity. The coding region runs from base 718 to 2040 and encodes 440 amino acids. Gene Ontology annotation, biological process: protein dephosphorylation. The transcript is spliced from 13 exons. The record is from RefSeq and is a predicted model, not a curated record.
AAAUAAAAUUUAUUCCCAUAUCGUAAGAUUUAUUAGUGAUAAUGCGUAGCUGUAUAUCUGCGCUAAGUAUUCAAGCCAUUUUAUAAUUUAGCCACAUUUAUAAGCCUGCUUUAAAGACCUGACUAUUAUUUUGCGUUGCUUGCUAGCACUGUCUGCUCUUGUGUUUGCUGGCUGGCCAGGUGAUCAGCGCGCUGCGGACUAUCACAUGCGGUAGUAGGGAUUUUUGGUACUGAUUGGCCGACGUUCCCUGACAGGAGGAGGCCCUCACAGCAACCUGGGAUAAUUAAAAAGCAAGAACAUACUGCAGAUAAAGUGAGAUUGGUACGGUAAUUAUCGCUAGUGCUGUAUUAUUUCUGACCCACUUUCAUCGGUUUAUUUACCUAGGCUAGCUGUACAACCUCGCAAGCAAACACAUUAUUGUCAGCGAGGUUUUGACGGAUUUCCACACUGGGGAAGGAUAACCGUGGCGUGAGGUAGGCUAGACUGGCGUUACUGUUGCACCAUCUCGUUUGACAGUUGAGCGGCUCUGUGAUUGUUGUGAAUGGAUUUCUACAAAUCGCAUGAUUAAGGGACACGAUAUAAAACACUCUGAUACCGGUUGUUCUAAAUUUUAAGAUGAACAUCGUAAGGUGACAUCCCAUGAUGCUUCAUUACACAUUUUAGGAUACAAAAUUGGUGUCGAUUGUUACCGUAGUUGUUACUGUAAGCACAACUACAAUGCCAUCUGCAGCUAGAGUCGAGUCGAUGCGAAACAUGGUUACCUCGGCGAGGGCGAGCACUCAGGACGUCAUUGGGGAACCGGAAGAUUCGUUCCUGCAGCAGGCGUACACUCCUUAUAUUAUUGGCUUUGCCUGUGCGAUUUUUGCCAUUGCAUCAGCUAUUUUGAUAUAUUGCCUAUGCAAAUCUUGGAGAGCUAAGCAUCCAAAGGACGAAGAACAGCGAAUAUGUAUGCCCCAAAUCAAACCCCACACGCACAGCGGGGCCCCUGUCCAGCCCCCUCAACAACCUUAUUCAUACGAUGCAGUUUCAAAGAGGAGUGACCCAAUAAGAAUCAGGAAUAUUCAAGAACGGAGGAGGUCGGACACUUCUUCAACGACAUCAUUAACGAUAGAUGUUGUAGUUCCAUCAGGAACAAGAACUUUCACUGUAUCACCACCAAGAGAAAGUGCUGGUGCAGAAUAUCUUCAAUCAGCAGGCAACAGAAUGAAUCGCAAACAACUUAGGCAAUCAUUGAAAAAUAUACGCGCAUUGCAUGAAGAAUUCUGGAAUAUACCAAUGAAUCAUCCAGAAAGUAUAGAAGUACCGGGAUCUGCUGCCAAGAAUCGUUAUAGGACAAUAUUGCCAAACCCAGAGACAAUGGUUUCCCUACCCCCAAUUCCAGGUGAUCCUCUAUCUGACUACAUCAAUGCAAAUUUUGUCAGGGGUUAUGAAGGCGAAGAUAAUGCGUUUAUUGCCACGCAGGGCGCCAUGACUCACACUAUUGACGACUUCUGGAGACUCGUCUGGCAUACAACUGCGCCAACAGUUGUCAUGGUAACCAAAGUGAAGGAACGAGAAAGGAGUAAAUGUGAGAGAUACUGGCCACAAAAGAGAGGUGUUUACGAAGGAAUCGAAGUGACAGUUCAGGAUACCAUUCGAAAAGAUGAUUAUAUUCUGAUAAUUUUUCAUUUGAAGUACAUGAAUGAAGUACGGACUUUAAUGCAUUAUCGGUAUACAAGCUGGCCAGACAACAAGGCGCCUGACAAUCCAAUAACGUUAUUAAAGAUGAUAAGAGAGGUUGAGAUGAGUCGAAAUGACCCGAGUUUACCGAAAGGACCGGUUAUUGUCCAUUGCAGUGCUGGUCUUGGUAGGACAGGCUGCUACAUUGCCAUCAGUAUAGGAAUGAAACAGUUACAGGAAGAACAGAUGGUCGAUGUACUUGGAAUUGUGUGUCAAAUGAGGCAGGAUAGGGGAGGAAUGAUUCAGACCAACGAACAAUAUGAAUUUGUCCACCAGGCGUUGUGUUUGUACGAGAAGAGUUUACCUGCGCUACCAGAAUGAUUAGAAUCUUGAAUGAUUCCUCCUAAAUCUCUUACUGCAAUGAAAAAAAAAACCCUUUCAGGAAGCAAUGAUUGAUAUUUAAUGCAUUAUAAUGUUUAUUUACAUAUUUACCUCAAUUUUUGCAGCCAGACCUUUUCAACAAUCCAAACAUUAUUUGGAAGAAAAAUUAGUAAUUUUUGAAGAGCAAUUUUUAACCGUGGUUUCAUGGUUUAGAAUUUGAGUGAAUUCAUAACAGUGAUUAAGACAGAUAAUUUCAUUUUACUCGUAUUCUGUCAUCGUAUUUGCUGAGGAUCAUUCGUGAUGAAUUGUGACAAAAUUUCUGGUUUUGAGGCAGCAUAAGUACUUUGUAGGCAGCUGGGAGAUUGUGUUGCGCUUCAUUUGUUUUGUGUAUUUUUUAAAAGAGGAUCACAACAAUCAACUGUAAUAUUACUGUACCGGAACAAAAGGUAUGAGUUCAAACUCGAAGCCGUUACAAUGAUCGUUGUUAACAAGAAACCUGAGCGCUGUGGACAAUAUGAGAUGAGAUUGCACCAACAAAUGUGAUUCAGAUUGAAAUAUCAACCUGCAAAAAAAAACACAAAAAAAAAAAAACUGAAAUAUAUAAAACCAGACAAGCAAAAGUUAGUGAUAUUCACAACUGAUGUUCAGGGGGAGUAGAGAAAGUCGCUGGAAGAGUCCAUACUCCAAGUUAUCUGUAUGCCACAAAGUCUGUUUGGGUAGAAUUAAGAAAAGCGCCUCAAAGUCGAUGUAUACCUCCAUGUUAUGCGUUUAUUUAAACUCUUAUUCUUUCUAUUUAUCUAAUACAUCAUUCUCAAAAAAUUGAAUAUAUAUAUAUUAUAUAUAAAUCAUUAUCUGUUACAAUGUUUUAGUUUAAUAUGUAUUCCUUAUUCUUUAAUUAUAUGGUUAUUUUUAUUAUUUUAUUUCAUCACCUGUGUCAUAUCACGCAACGUGAUCAUUCCACUAGCAAUCAUGAAUACCAAUAGAAUACCAGAUCAACUAUUGGCAUGGAAUACAGAGAAUCAAGUAGCUGAAUCCGUGUUGUGAUUUAACUGUACUUUUAGAAUGUUACUACUUUACUUUUGUUUUUGUUUCUAAUUGAGAAAAUAGGUUGAUGAUUGAAGUUUUAUGUGCAAUAAUAAUAAUAUACAAAGGAAAUCAAACGGCUCUCAUUCCGUAUAACACUGAUAUAUUCCAAGUAGUUGCGUGAUAUUUAUUGUGACUGGCUCUGGUAAAA